Molecule: messenger RNA, 876 nt
Organism: Sungouiella intermedia
Lineage: Eukaryota; Fungi; Ascomycota; Pichiomycetes; Serinales; Metschnikowiaceae
Source: the annotation of a GenBank genome assembly
AUGGACCACGUGGCAGUUCUUGUGUUGGACACUCCUAUCCCAGGUGUAACUGAACAUUUUGGCGACUUCGGCGACAACGCCGUGGAUCUUUUGAAUAGCUUAUCUCUCCCUCUCAAGACUUACCAAAUCGCAUAUUCAGUUUGUGACGACAGGGACGAUUCUGAGUACAAAAAAGUGGCACAGGCGGUUUUGGAUGAUAUUGCUAGCAUGAUUGUGUCUGGCACCGUCAAAGGUGUGGUUUUGACGGGCUCUCGCUCUGACUCUUUUGCAACCAACGUUGGAUGGAUCGACGCUUUGGACCACUUCAUCAAGAAUACCCUCUUUAACUCACCUCACUUGCCAAUGGUUGGCUUUUGUUUUGGUCAUCAGAUCUUAGCCAAGAACAUGGACUGCAAGGUGGACAGAAAUGUUCCAGAACACGGCUGGGAAACUGGUUUGACCACAAUUGAGUUGAACAAAAGCAUCUUGGAUAUCGAGAAGUCGCCUUUCCGUGAAGUUCUCACCACUGAUGAAGGUGAAUUCAUAAAGCAAAUCAACUUGAUUGAGUCUCACGGUGAUGUUGUGUACCACUUACCUGUCACUGAAUCUUCUGCGCAUGCCUUGUUGUCUGAAACCAAGUUUCAGUGUAUCGGAAGCACUGCCAAAUGUUCUGUUCAGGGACUUGUUACUGAGGAGGGUCCAAUCAAAGUGCUUACUUUCCAGGGUCAUCCAGAGUUCUCUUCUGACUUGCUGUUGAAGUUGUUGGAGACUAACCUUGAGAAGGGAACCUUAGACCAUGCUUCAUUCCAGAAGCUGGUUUACAACACCCAGACCUUAGUGAACCAGGGCAGUGUCAUGGCAAAGGCAAUUAUCCAGUUUAUUGAAACUUACAUAUAG